Molecule: messenger RNA, 11085 nt
Organism: Anopheles merus
Lineage: Eukaryota; Metazoa; Arthropoda; Insecta; Diptera; Culicidae
Gene: Tnpo
Product: transportin-1
Exons: 8
Coding region: 450-3164 (904 amino acids)
Biological process (GO): protein import into nucleus
Cellular component (GO): nucleus; cytoplasm
Molecular function (GO): small GTPase binding; nuclear import signal receptor activity
Source: RefSeq, a predicted model, not a curated record
GUUGAAAGGAAAAAGGUGAAAUUCUUGCGGCGGAAAAAAGGGAGCAUUUUCCACAGAUUUAUAGCCACUUUUACUGCACCAGUGUGGUUUUGCUUCGAGAGUGUUCGCGGUACGCGCCGGACGGGACGGACAAAGCGUGCGGAGAAUUAGCAACACAGUGUUGUUGACACGGCCGGUGCAAAGUUUGCCGAGUGUGCGGAUUUGCGUUCGCCAUCCCAGUUUCGGAAACGUGCUCCCCUAUUCGCCAAGGCCGUGGUGUUGCACAGAGCAAAUAGCUUUCCUGUGAUAGCGUAGUGCCGGAGAGGAGGACGUGCACAAAACCCAAGGGCAAACGUCCUUUCAGAGCCCCCCCUGCGGAACCAAACGGCUGUGUGUGUGUGUUUGUGUGUGUGUGUGAGCACCAUAGAGAAGCUCCGGUUGAGACUGCUUCCUUCGUGGUGCCGUACAAAAUGUCGUGGGAACCGCAGCCGGAUGGCCUGAGCCAGAUCAUCACACUGCUGAAGCAGUCACAAUCAACGGACAACAUGGUACAGCGUGCUGUGCAGUUGAAAUUGGAAGAGCUGAACCAGUACCCGGACUUUAACAACUAUUUGAUCUACGUGCUGACGAAGCUAACGUCCGAGGAUGAGCCGACGCGAUCGCUGUCCGGGUUGAUAUUGAAGAACAACAUCCGCAUCCACGGCACCGAGCUGCAGCCGGCCAUCAUCGAGUACAUCAAGCAGGAGUGUCUGAUGGCGCUCGGCGACCCGUCGCCGCUGAUCCGGGCGACGGCCGGCAUCCUCAUCACCACGAUCGCCAACAAGGGCGGACUGCAGAACUGGCCGGAGCUGCUGCCGACGCUGUGCGAUAUGCUCGACUCGCAGGACUACAGUGUGUGCGAGGGUGCGUUCGGGGCGCUGCAGAAAAUCUGCGAAGACUCGGCCGACGUGCUGGACAGCAGUGCGCUCAAUCGGCCGCUGAAUAUCAUGAUACCCAAGUUUCUGCAGUUCUUCCGCCACUCGAGCCCGAAGAUCCGGUCGAACGCGAUUGCCUGCAUCAACCAGUUCAUCAUCAACCGCACGCAGGCGCUGAUGGUGCACAUCGACACGUUUAUCGAGAAUCUGUUCCACCUGUCGUCGGAUGAUGAUCGCGAGGUGCGCAAGAACGUGUGCCGUGGGCUGGUGAUGCUGCUGGACGUGCGCAUGGACCGGUUGAUGCCGCACAUGAACAGCAUCAUCGAGUACAUGCUGAUCCGGACGCAGGAUUCGGACGAAACGUCGCUGGAAGCGUGCGAGUUUUGGCUGACGCUGGCGGAGCAAUCCAUUUGCAAGGAAGUGCUGACGCCGCACCUGCCCCGCUUGGUGCCGGUGCUUGUGCGGGGUAUGAAGUACAGUGACAUCGACAUCAUCAUCUUGAAGGGUGAUGUGGAGGAGGAUGAGAUGAUCCCGGACCGGGAGGAGGACAUUAAACCUCGAUUCCAUAAAUCGCGCACACACACCCAGAAACCGUCAGUCGGCGGUGGUGCGAGCGGAGCGGACGGUGCGGCCCGAGCGAUGGAGGGCAAUGACGAUGACGAAGACAUCGACGAUCCGUACGACGAAAUGGACGACGAUAGCAAUCUGUCGGAUUGGAAUUUGCGCAAAUGCAGUGCCGCUGCGCUGGAUGUGCUGGCGAAUGUGUUCAAGGAUGACUUCUUGCCAAUCCUGUUGCCGAUCCUCAAGGAAACCCUGUUCCACGAGGAAUGGGUCAUUAAGGAGAGCGGCAUCCUGGCGCUGGGCGCGAUCGCGGAGGGCUGCAUGAACGGCAUGGUGCCGCAUCUGCCCGAGCUGAUCCCGUACCUGAUCGUGUGUCUGUCGGACAAGAAGGCGCUGGUACGGUCGAUCACCUGCUGGACGCUGUCGCGCUACGCCCACUGGGUGGUAAGCCAGCCGCAUGACCAGUAUCUGAAGCCGCUUAUGAAGGAGCUGCUGAAGCGCAUACUGGACGCGAACAAGCGCGUCCAGGAGGCGGCCUGUUCCGCGUUUGCCACGCUGGAGGAAGAGGCGUGCACCGAGCUGGUCCCCUACCUGGGCUUCAUACUCGACACGCUCGUGUUUGCGUUCCGGAAGUAUCAGCACAAGAAUCUGCUCAUCCUGUACGACGCGAUCGGUACGCUGGCGGACUCGGUCGGCCACCAUCUGAACAAGCCGGAGUACAUCAGCAUGCUGAUGCCACCGUUGAUCGAGAAGUGGAACAAUCUGAAGGACGAGGAUAAGGAUCUGUUCCCGCUGCUGGAGUGUCUGUCCAGCGUUGCCACCGCGCUGCACUCGGGCUUUCUGCCCUACUCGGAGCCGGUCUAUCGUCGGUGCAUUUCGCUGAUACAGCAAACGCUGAACCAGGAUUUGGCCAGCACCACCAGCCCGGGCCAGUUCGAGCAGCCGGACAAGGACUUUAUGAUAGUGGCGCUGGAUUUGCUGUCCGGGCUGGCGGAGGGGCUGGACUGUUACAUCGAGUCGCUGGUGUCGAGCAGCAACAUUAUGCAGCUGCUUUACCAGUGCAUGCAAGACUCGAUGCCCGAGGUUCGCCAAUCGUCGUUCGCGUUGCUAGGCGAUCUGACCAAGGCUUGCUUCCAGCACGUGCAUCCACACAUUGCCGACUUUUUGCCCAUUCUGGGCCACAACCUGAACCCGGAGUACAUCUCGGUGUGCAACAACGCGACGUGGGCUAUUGGCGAGAUCAGCAUCAAGCUGAUGGAGGAUACAAAACCGUACAUUCCGAUGGUGUUAGCACCACUGAUUGAAAUCAUCAACAAUACCAACACCCCCAAGACACUGUUGGAAAAUACUGCGAUAACAAUUGGGCGUCUAGGUCUCGUGUGCCCCGUAGAAGUGGCCCCCUCAUUGCAACAGUUUGUGCGACAGUGGUGCUCAUCGCUGCGAAACAUUCGCGACAACGAGGAAAAGGACUCGGCCUUCCGUGGCAUGUGUCAGAUGAUUACGGUCAACCCGGUCGGCGUGGUGCCGGAUUUUAUCUUCUUCUGCGAUGCCGCCGCCUCCUGGAUGACACCGAAGAAGGAUCUACACGAAAUGUUGCAAAAGAUCCUGCACGGUUUUAAGAUGCAGGUUGGUGAAGAAAAUUGGGCCCGUUUCGUUGAACAGUUCCCGCCCCAGCUGAGCGAGCGGUUGGCCGUAAUGUACAGCAUCUAAGCACCGGCAGCAUUGCAUCUCUCGUUCCAUAAGCGCAACAUUACAGCCACACAAAGGUUCUGCAACGCGGGAGCGGUGAGUGUAUAUACAUAAUGGGGCAAAUGCUACCAUUAUUAUUUCCAUCAUUUUUGUCAUCCACGAAUGGAACUGUCAACAGGGAUGAUCUUGAUUGUUUUUUUUUUUUAAAGAAUGGUUAGAGAAAGACGGCCACGAAUUAGUCGUAUUAGAUACAUACCGUGCACAUAUUCUUCUGCCACGAGUUGACAAAAGCUGCCAAGUAAUCAGCUGAGCUUGUAUAUUUUUUUUAUCAACAAAGUUGUGAACAAUGCACUCAAAUUGUAGGCUUGUUUUUUUGGAAAUUAUACUAGCCCUCGAUGCUCCAACCACCAUUGCACGAUGCAAAAGGAAUUAAGUAGUUUGGUUUCUUUUUUUCAUGAUACAGAAGUGAGAUUUCGACAUAGGGGGGUUGUUAAUGGGGGUUUGCAGAUAGAAUGCAGACAGAAAACCCUACAGAAAGGGAAUGAUGUUGGCCGUAUGGAUGCGUUGAAACAUUCAAUUGUAAAAUAUAACACCCCGGGCAUUAGGUCCCCUCUUUUUUCGUUCAUUUCUCAGCCGAAAUUCAAGCAAAACAGGAAGGCUAUCAAUCAAUCGCUCAUUUUCGCUCUACUCUAAAACGUAGCCCCAAAAGCGUGUAUUGAUGCAAUGAUAUCCGUCAUUUAAUAUCGGUUUUACCAUGGAAGCAUGGAACGCGCAAUAAUGAUUAGGAAAUGAACACCACGCGGAGAACAUUCCGUUCUCUUCUGUUUUUUUUUAUAUUAUUUUAGUUUGUGUCGUAGGAUGAACACAUAGUUUUGCUGUAGUUGUUUUAGGAGGGCGUGUAUUGUAUAUUUUAAACACACAGGAUCGUAGAAAGAACGAAACGAAAAGCAGCAACUCCCGCGCAGUUUAUUGCAUGUAAAUUGUUACGCGCUCCGUGUAAUUGUGUUAUAAAUUGUUUUUCACACACUCUUCACACGCUGUUGUUUCUACGAUAGUAAUUAGCCCAUUUCCCCCCUCAUCAUUGUAUCCAACACUUGUUGUGCCCCCCUGGGUGUUGUUGUCGUUGUACCGCGUGCGUACGUGCAUGCAGCUUCGGGUUGUAAAGUAGAGGCUAUUCUUUUUGCAACUCAUUUUACCACCGACACCCCGUCGUCUGUAUGUAAGCAUGUACGUGUGUGUGUGUGUGUAUGUGGGCGACAGCUUUCGUUUUCGUAUAAACCCGGGCUAUCUCAUCUUUUCAUCCUCUCCCUGCCCCUCCCUCUCAACAUAAGCUCAUCUUCCUUCCGUUAUCCUUUCCUCUACGAGAAAACAAAACAUAAGUACGGUAGGAAGAACUCCAAAUAAGUUACAUUCGAAUAUGGUGUGUAGAACGCGCCACACUCUCCUAUCUGGAGACUUCUGAACGUUACAUAUAGGGUGUGUGUUAGGGUAAAACAAGCGUAGGGCACAAAGGUAUCCAAACAAAGUCGAUAGGGAAAAUUCAUUUUGUCGUGAAGACACACAGGGCAAUCUGGGUAGGGUAUGAGUUUUUAGUAGGAGACAGAAAGGACAACAAACCUAAUACUAGAAGCUAGGGCUGUGCAUCAUGUACUCGGUAGCAUUAUUAUUGAACAAACCCCCCGCGGGUCAAAAGGGUGGAGAGAGGGAUAAAUUCAGUUGCGAGGCAGCGGAAACGGAAACAUACCAAAACGGAACAGAUCCAACAUUGCCAAGUGAAGCAGCAGGAGAUUAAAAAGAAUGGAAAGCGUUAAUAUUGAUAGGGACAAUUUUAAGCCAAUUUAACUCAGAUUAGGGUACACAAGCUUAGGGAUAAUGUUAGGGCAAAACAAAACAAUACUAUGUAGGGAAUCAGUGUGACUGAGAGAGAGAGAACGUGUGUGAAUGGGGUGUAUGAGUAUGAUUGCGAGCAAAAUGCCAUUAGUGCUUACUUUUUCCGUAGCGUGUAGUUUGUUGUUCAAGGCGUUUGCUAAUGGCUAAAUGUUUUCUGAUUUCCGAUAUCUGAAACGGAGUUGAAAACGGUAGAUAAAACAUACACACAACCAAUCCAACCGAUCAUCUUCGAUUGCGCCGUGUGCACGUAGAAUCUGUAUAGAACUUUCUUCUAUUCGCUAAAGAGAUUAAACAAAACGUUGUUCGCUGUGUAUCGUUUUCUUUUUUUGGUCAGCAAUCAGCAAUUAAAAGCAAAAGGAUCGUGUCGUGUAAGUAGUGUCAAACGCGUUUUCCCUUAGUUCUGGAAUCGGUGCCGUUACCGGGUCAGAGUGCAUGGGGAAGAAGGGUGGUAGGGUACACAGGGCAACAAAACAGAAAGUGAUAUUAUUAUUAAAACAAGAAGUUCAAAUACGUAAGGCACAACAGUAGGGACACAGAGCAAAGGUUAGGACAGUUAGCGCAGGGCCAAAUCAUCGUGCAUUCGUCGCGUCGUGUUCGCGUUUCGCAAAAAAACAUAAUCCGGGUCGGGUCGUUAAUUCUUCGCGCGCGUUUCUAUAUCGGGUCGUUAUCGUCGCGGGUCGCAUUUAAUAGAUAAAAUGAAACAGAGUUCGGUUCGGUUCGGUCGCGUUAUUCGUCUUCGUCGUCGCGUUAUUUAUCCGUCAAUCCGUGUCCGGUGUGGUGUGUUAAGGGGGAAUGUUGGGGGAAAACGUUGCAUCAAACGAAUCCGUUGCAAAUUGGGUUUUUGUUUUAGCUUGAUUUUAUUGGGAAAAAAUCGUGUUAGUUGUACAUCCACACAACUGAAAGAACUCUGCUAUCUUUACAAAACUUCCUAAUGAUUUCGUUCCACAAACAGAGAAAUCGAAUCAGCUUCGUUUGUUGCACCUAAACAAGUUCGAACGGAAGGGAACGAAAGGAACAAACUAAUUAAAGUAACUUUGAGCCAAGAACUGAAGUAUAUAAUGAAUCAAAAGUCUGCUGUGCGGAAGAAAAAAGGAAGGAAAAACCUAAUCAAACAUACCGAGGGAUUGGCAUAAAAUUGCAAGUCUGAAAACAUUAUCUUAAAAAAAACCAAGACAGUACUAACACACAACACAAGAGAGUUUGACUGGUUUUACGUUUAGUAGGUAUGCACAAAAUAAAACAAAAAACAAACUCAAUCCUUGCCGCCCUCGACAAAGAAAGGGAGACAAAUCAAAACUCAAAGUGUAGUGCGCACAGAGAGAUGUUAGAUCGCGUAUGCGUUUCUGUGGGUGUUUGUAGAUAGACAGACUAUUUGAGACGCGUGGGCGUGGUGGUGCCAUUAGUGUGUGAUAGUGAGAUAUUAUUUAUUGCUCCAGCGCAUAACAAGCAAAACAAAAAUCAUGAUAAUAAGUAUUCUAAAGCAACUUACUGCAACACUGAUACCAUUCUGCAAAAAAAACAGGAACUUUACACUAACAAAAUUACAAACAAAAUGAGAAGAGAAUUGUAAACCGUACUACUAGCUUGAAAGUAACUUGUAAUUGCUGAAUUUAACAAAAGAUUAAGUGGAAAACACUAGCAAAACAAAACGAAAGACAAACUUGCGAUAACGAAGCCUUAUUGAGUAAAGAAAACAGGAGAGACAAUGCUUAAAACACACUGCAACAACAAACACCACAUGUAGAGAGAAAACAAAACAAAUGCAAAACACAAGUUAUCAUAGAAGAAGAACAAACACAUAAUCUCACAGCCACAGAAACAAACAAACUUGCAAUACAACGCGCCCCCCCGUGUGCCAAUCUUUUCAUCCAGCGUAGCGUGUGUGUAUGUGUGGGCACGUAGUUAACAGAAACUCUAAAAAGACUGAAUCCAAAAAACCAAAACAUAUGUGUGUUUCCCCAUGCGCAUAAAUAACAUACGCACACACAAUACACAAUACAAACACAACAUAAUAUCCCACAACACCUGCAGUUGCAGAGAAGCAAACAGAACUGAAAAUUAAACAAAUUAAAUUGAAAGGAGAAAAACGCUUAGCUAACUACUAGUAGGGAAAACCCUUCUAAUUCCAUCAUUUGUGAUGUGUUGUUGUGUUUAUGUGUUAGUUCUGUUAUACGAUUAUGCUGCUUUAACUGUGGCGCCUCGUUCCUUCCCAACUUUAAUUCCAUGCAAGGUUUUCCAUCUUAUAGAAAAAGUAACAAUUGAACAAGCUUAUUACUAAAUCCAGACUACUCCUUAAAUACCCUGUUGUUGCAGUUCUGUUAAUGCUCAUUCAUUUAUUUAUUCCCUCUUUGCCAAUCGUUCCUCAUGCGUACCUUAAGUUCUAGUUGUGGGAACGCUUGUUUUGUGUUGUUAUGGUUACUAAUACGUCAUACAUAAUCAUCUUCAUAAUUAACCAUCAUCUUCGCUCAGUGUUGCAUGAAUACAAAAAGUGGAAAGUUCCUCGUUUCUAAUUUACCAAACCGAAACCUGCACGCUAGAAUCAAAGAAGAAAAGAAGAAAGAAUCAAACAAAACCAAUGCCAAAAACCAGCUUCAAACCACAGCACGUGUUUAGUAUAAUGUACAGUGAUGAGCGCUGUUGUAGUGUGUAUAAAACAGAAUAGAGAAAACAGGAAACAAAAACAAAAGAAAAACAACCUACAUAAUUUAACGCUAAACAAAACCCAGGGCUGUGUAAGGAUUGAUCUAGCUGUAGAAAAUUAACGAAGGGAAAGUUAAGGAUGUGAACAACACAUAUACCGAUCAAAAUGUGGAACAAAGUCGUACGCGCGCACGCGCACACAUGCCUCUCCAAAGGCAGUCGUCCCCUUUGAUCAUUGUUGUGUGAUAGUGUGCAUGCAAAAUCAAAAUCGUUCGUUUUUCUUUCUUCAAUGCCCAAAAUGGCCAAAAAAUAUUCGUUUAAAAGUGUGUGUGCGUGUGUAUGUGCAAUUGAAGGCAGCUUAAAAGUGUGUUAUACUUAUGUUUUACUGAACUUUACUGAUUUGUGCAACAGAAAACCAUGCGAAUAACACUUAACUUAUAAAAAAGAAAGCACACACACACACAACCAAAAAGCUAUAUCGGAUCGUCGUUCCUCUCAGACAACCAAUAGACAAAACAAAAGCAACAUACUACAAACAAAGCAAAGGGUGCAACUAAUCCUCUCGUCGGUUCGGUUCGUCAGUCGCGUCGCGUAAUAAACUAAUAAGGAAUAAAGUAAUAAGGGGUCUCUCGUCGUCGUCGUAAACGUUAAACAAAUUCGGGUAAAACUCGCGUAAAUCUCGCACCAUCCGUUAUUCGCCGCCACCGUGUUCGUCGUGUAAAUCCGUGUGAUCGUUCUCCGUCUUUCCGCCGUCGUGGUCGUCAUCGUCGUCGUAUUCGUCGCGUUCGCGUAUUUAUCGUCGUAUUAUAUCAAACUCAGUCGCGUGAUCGUGUCGUCGGUAUUUCGUCGGGAUCGUCGGUAUUAAUUAAAACACAGCAGCAAGGAUAGGGUUUACGAUAGGGGAUAUGUGAUACUACAUACAUAGUAGGGAAAAUGUUACGUUUUUUUCUUUGUAUAGGGUUUUUCUUUUUAACAAGAACAGGGAACAAGCAUAAAAAGAAGGAAAAUGCUCUACGGUAGGGACUAGUAGGGACUGUAUUUUUGCAAUUGAUCAUAAAACAAAAAACAAAAACGGGCCAAAAACCAUAAACCAGCAGCUGGUGGUAGUAGUUGUUAGCUUGUAAUCUGUCGUAGUUUUCUGUUAUCUUUCCUAUCUCUCUCUCUAUUUUAUAUUAGUCUCACCCAUACAACCUGUGUGAGGGUGCACUAUAUUGUCUAUUUAGUUACAAAAUCACUUAUUAGAAGAAGAAAAACCUCAUGUACGAAUGUGUUGGCUAUGAUGUAUGUGUAUGUAUGUUUACGCAGAUGAGUGUGUGUGAGUGUGUAGUUGAACUGAUUUAGUUAGAUUUUUCAAUUACGAGAUGCUGCUGUUGCUGGCGCGCACUGAGGCAUAACAGCAGCAACUCUUUUACUAUUAAAUAGGAAAUCAAAUUUCAAAUUGUUUGAUUGGUGUUCAACCAAACUGUUCAAGGAAAGAAGAAACCACUUACAGAAACAGAAAGGUGCUAAUAAAUGUACGAAAAGAUAAAGUUGAGUGCCCGUCAACACGCACACGCGCCGCCGUGCUCGAGGUGGCGAUUGCAAUAAUUGUUGUGUUACCCUUUCCGCUUUUACUAACUUAAUUUGCUUUCCCUUUUUUUAACAAACAAUCCAUCAUACAACGCGUACGUCACACUGUAAUUGUAAAAAAAGGCAUAGCUUUAUUCUCACAUUUCCAAAAUCAAAUGUGUGUGUGUCAGAAUUAAUGUUAGAAAGGGAAGUAAAUUAGCAAACAAUCCAGACAAAUUUUCAUCCUGUUUUUUUUUAACUAAAUAAUAAACAUAUAAUUAGCGAAUGUGCGAAUGAAUGUGAGUGAGUAUGUGUGUGUGUGGGUGUGUAUGAGAGAGUAAACAAAUAGGGAAAAAUACGAUACAAAGAUACCAGAACAGUAUAGGAUUAUGAUAGGGAAAUUCAGCGCAAAAGUGAUAGCGUGUUAGGGCAAAAGCAGCAGCAGCAGCAGGAGUGUUAAAUAAGCAGAAAAAGGACUAGGACAAAACCAUGUCCAGGAGCAUAGGAGCAUAGGUUAUAUUUGUGUAUUAGUAUAUCAACAGAAGUCUCAUCCUCAAUUCCUACCAAUUCCUCCCCCUUCCUUCCCAUGGAAGUGUACCCGUUUAAUACUCCCCAAUCAUCCUUCUACAUCCUCCCCCAUUAUCGAUGGUUGAUCGAUCGUCGUCGUGUCUCUUUCCCUCUCUGCUCACAUUUUUUAUAUGAUCAUUUUGUUUCAAAAAAAUUACGUAGUUUUGAAUUAUGUUUUUGAAAGGCAAGCAAAGCUGGUUAAUAUACCCUUUGCUUUUGCUAGCUAUGGUGCAUGCAGAAUCACUAUGCCCAAACAUCAAUUCUCCCUACUACGUUUUUUUAAAGCCUAAUAAAAACAUUUAUAAAUUUGCAAGAAACAAAAAGAUGUAGUGGGCAUGUAGUGCUGUUGCCAUGCUCAAGAAGUUUGGGCAAUUGUUUGCAGCUUACUAACGGCUCCACUACUCAUCCCCGUGCUCAUCAUCAUUGUACUAAUUAUGUUCUAAGAAAUCGCUAAACCACGAUCGCAGCACGCGUUCAUCGCGGAUGGUGUAGGUGAACAACCCAUAGAACAACGCUUCGUUUAGCAGAUACACUAAGAAAUGAACAAACCCCGUUCCAGCGUAAGACAAUGCUUCUCAAAGAGAGAGAAGAAGUAAAAGUACACAAAUCUCUUGCAAAAACCACACUAGAACUCACUACUGAAAAGCUUUACUAGAACGAUCAGUCAAAGAAACUACUCGCUCUUCUGUACGCAACAACAAAAAAGCGAUAAUAACAGAGGGAGGGGGCUCUGUCUGCCUGAUCCAGCAGCAGCCGAAAGUGGAAGAGCGCCCAAGAGAAGGAAGAGAGGGCACAGUUACUUAACACAAACUCUUUCUAACCAAUCCAACCGAAGCUGUAAUACAAAACAAAAAUGCUCGCAGAAAUAAUUGCACCUACCUUAGAGAAAGUGACAGAAUAAUACUACAAGGUGUGAUUAUAAAGGGGGCAGAGAGAGUGCGACGGAACGAAAGAGAGAGAGAGCGUACAUUAUACAUAUUUCGAAUCAUUAGACAGAGCAGAGCGCACCACACCGUUGCGAAGGAGUAGAGGAAAAAUUAGACGAAACGAAACUGCGUAGCGAUUUUUUGGUUGUAGAGCUGAUGAUGAUGCGCUGUGCUGUUCAAUACAGAAAAGAAGGAGCAAGACACGCACGUCAGCGAAGCUUUAGCAGAAGUUUAGUGGUAAAGGUGGUGUAGAGCAAAAUAUACGGAUAGAAAGAGAGAAAAAAAAAGGUUUAAGGAGUGAAAUAAGGUGUUGUGUCACAACAAUGAUUACAAGAGAAUACAUAUUAUACAUCUAAAUCUAUUAAAACAUA